This is a messenger RNA of Cuscuta epithymum, 311 nucleotides long. NCBI's taxonomy places the organism in Eukaryota, Viridiplantae, Streptophyta, Magnoliopsida, Solanales, Convolvulaceae. The record is from the annotation of a GenBank genome assembly.
CACACAUUGGCCUUCAUAUUCCUAAAAUUGAGAUGAUAAGAGUUGUUCUGUACCUGAGAGCUCAUUUGAUGAAACAUCUUGUCAUGGUGACUAUCAUUAUGAGAGAAGUCGGAAGCUUUCUAUUUGUAUUUGGCAGCUCUCUUGGAGCUUAUAUACUAGCAAUCCUUACCCCAAUCACGUAUGACUUCUACAACUAUGAUGCUGACCAGAAAAAAUUUGAUGUACUUUUUGUUAAAUUUACACAGGGUUUGCAGUUGUUUGGAGCAUUACAGUUUUUCAUUGACAUGAAGAAUUCAAUGGCAAGAAGUCCA